Messenger RNA from Fusarium musae, 375 nucleotides. RefSeq lists its product as uncharacterized. Gene Ontology annotation, molecular function: phosphatase activity. The coding region runs from base 1 to 375 and encodes 124 amino acids. The record is from RefSeq and is a predicted model, not a curated record. Gene Ontology annotation, cellular component: cytoplasm. The transcript has 2 exons. Lineage: Eukaryota; Fungi; Ascomycota; Sordariomycetes; Hypocreales; Nectriaceae.
AUGCCACAAAUUAUUCACCUCGUGCGCCAUGGCCAAGCCGUUCAUAACCUCGGCGAAGCAAACAACAUUCUGCCCGACACAGACUUGACGCCUUUGGGACAAGAGCAAGCUAAAGGCCUGAUCUCCAAGUGCCCGGAGCUUGCCAAUGUUGACCUCAUUGUGUCAUCGCCAUUGCGGCGAACUCUCCAAACGACCUUGCUGGGGUUCUCUUCACAACUUGAGCGCGGCUUACAAAUUGUGGCCUUGCCAGAAGUGCAGGAAGUCAGCGCUAUGAACUGCGACACGGGCAGUGAUCUCGCUGUGAUAAAGGAGGAGUUCAGACAAAAACCUGUGGAUUUCAGUCUGGUUGAGCCGGGCUGGCAAGUCAAGCUCUGA